AUGGGGAAACCUGAUAUAAUAAUGCUUGGUGAUUGUAUAGAGGAACACAAAGAACCCGAUACAGAGGAUACACCACUAAAAACAAAAAAUGAAGACGUCAAGAACAUACCUAAGAGAACUUUUGUAGAGAAAAUAAGAAACAUCAAAGAGAAUGUGACAGUUGAACCCAUAAUGGCAUGCUAUAUAAUGCCAAGUGUACUAGCGUCUCUGGCGACUCAAAAUUUGAAUUUGGAAAAAGCAUGCCUUGUUAAUUUGAAUUUUACAACUGAAGUGUGUGACGCUCUGAAGUCAAGGAACACAGAAAACUAUACGAUAUACGAAAAUCAGGUACAAACAUUAAUAGCAAGUAUUCAAGCUUGGAAAAACAUUAUUCAAACGGCUUUUCCAGUUCUCAUCAUUCUAUUCGUUGGUGCUUGGAGUGAUAAGACUGGAAAAAGAAAAGCUUGUAUCCUAAUGCCGAUUUUCGGGGAGUUCUUGACAUGCGUGGGAUUUCUCUUAAACACAUAUUUCUUUUACGAACUACCAGCAGAAGUGGCUGCGCUUACUGAGUCUAUAUUCCCAGCACUGACUGGUGGAUGGUAUACGAAUUUUAUCGGCGUAUUUAGUUACAUAAGUGACAUAACCACGGUUGAAGAUCGGACUUACAGGGUUGGGAUUGUUAACCUGUGCAUGUCUCUGGGUUACCCCAUUGGGAGCGCAUUGAGUGGGAUUCUUUUAAAGAUGAUAGGAUACUACGGAAUAUUUUCCUUGUCAGCUAUGCUGUACGUAUUUAGUAUAAUUUAUGGUAUACUUUACUUGCACGAUCCAAAACCGAAGGUCGUGGAGAAAAAACGCAGUGGAUUAACUGGGUUCUUUGUAGAGUUCUUCGACUUCGGACUGGUAAGCGAGACCUUUAAAGUUGCAUUCAGGAAAGGACCUGGAAGCAGAAGACUUCAUGUUUGUGUUUUACUGAUCGUAGUGUUUGUGGUCUUUGGACCAUUGCAAGGAGAAUACACUGUUAUGUACCUUUUCACAAGAUAUCGGUUCAAUUGGGAUGAAGUAAUGUUUAGUAUCUGGUCUACUUACAGUAUCGUCACAAAUCUCAUUGGUACAGCCUUUUCCAUGACCCUAUUCAGUGGUUACUUAAAACUCCAUGAUACAUUACUUGGCGCGAUAUCUUGCAUGAGCAAAAUCAUAGCCUCCUUCGCAUAUGCCUUCGCGAGAAAUGACCUGGAAAUCUAUUUGGCACCAUUAUUGGAGAUAUUAAAUGGAACAUCAUUUAUAGCAAUGAGAGCUAUUGCAACAAAACUGGUGACUGGUGAAGAAUUCGGUAAAGUGAAUUCGUUGUUCGGUCUAGCUGAAGCUAUGACCCCCCUUUUGUAUGGCCCCCUCUAUUCAAGGGUGUACAUAGCUACUCUAGACGUGCUUCCGGGGGCAGUGUUUCUGUUGGGAGGAUUCUUGACUGUUCCUGCUGUUGUUAUUUUCGGUUGGCUUUACUUUGAACACAAAAAGGAUGCGAGAAGAAAAAUCACGGAAAAACCAAUCGACGCUGAAAAUGUACCUGAAAAGACUGGUAAUGAUAGUGCAACAUAG
Leptosia nina is the source of this 1572-nucleotide messenger RNA. Lineage: Eukaryota; Metazoa; Arthropoda; Insecta; Lepidoptera; Pieridae. The record is from the annotation of a GenBank genome assembly.